Messenger RNA from Aegilops tauschii subsp. strangulata, 4485 nucleotides. The record is from RefSeq and is a predicted model, not a curated record. Lineage: Eukaryota; Viridiplantae; Streptophyta; Magnoliopsida; Poales; Poaceae.
AUGGAUGCGACGAAUCCCUCACAAGCAAUCGAAGCAAGGAAUGGUAAUAAGGAAAACAGGGUACCUGCAGAACAGCCUGCCAUGCAGCAAGGAGGAGAUACUGAAACGAUUUUGACUGAACUUAAUAGUGCAUAUCCAGAAAAACCACUUAUCUCUCCUGACCCGUCAGAAAAAAGAACGAAGCGGAACAUGGACAACGAAGCACCCGAGCAAGUGCCAGCACCAACUUCGAGCAGGGAGCUACAAAAAGAGAGGCCAUCAGAAACCAAGACUGUCGUUCCUCCUAGAACAAAAAGACAAAAGAUAAAGGACAAAACUCAACUCAUCAGCGACUGUGCUACCUUGCAGCAGCAGCGGCCAAGACCUCUAAUGGUGCUCCCGCCAGCAGUUACAGGGGUCAAGAAUGAACUAACUAAAACCAAGAAGGAAAACAAAAGACAACGGUUGGAAGAAGACGAGGAUGAUGCCACCAAAGAGUCAGAGCGUGAUGCUGCCGACGACGACGAUGGCACAAAACAUGAUGAUGAUCUCAUUCGUGCAAAGGGCGAUGACGCCGCAGGGGACAACGGUGGCGCCGCAGAGGACAGCAACAAUGAUGGAAAACCAAGACAGAAGCGGAGAAAGAGGAUAAACACAAGUGGAAAAGAAUUGGCAGCAAGAACGGAUGAUGAACAUGAUGCAACAACAACUAAGGACAAAUGCGAAAUCAAGGCAGGAGCAGCAUUUGAUCAGCUGAAAGAAAUCAAGAUUACCAAGGAAGCUAUACACAAGGUGUUUGGAUACCCAAACGGCACGGAAAAGUCAGCACCAAGGCCAGAGAAGAGCUCAACUUCAAUGAAAGAACUGAUCACAGAACUUGGCCUCAAGAAAAUGGAUUUCCAUCACGACGAUCUCAAACAAGCCAUUAUGGUCAAGGACUUGGACUAUCCAGAAAUGGCAAAGAUGGAUUUAUGCGAGGUAAUCAACGAAAGUAUUAAGGAAGGAGCCAAGAUAUGGCAGAAGCACAGGUUGUUGCCUCAGGAAGAAAAGAACAAAAAGCAUCUCAAUGGUUUAGCACAGGGACCAGUAAUAAUGUACCUCGACUCCCUGCUGCUACCGACCGACACAAUAGAAAUGCGCAAGAUUGCAAAGACAAUGGACAAGACAUCAUUACCGCGAGCAAACCACCUAAAAGAGAGUGACCUAAAGAAAAUAGCUAGAGCAGACAUGAAAAGGGACGGAAAAGCACGACCAGAUGACUAUGAAUUUGGCAAGAUAAAGACAUGGAAAGGAACAGCAGAGAGGAUCUUCUAUGCCAGCACAGCAAUACCUUCGUAUUCAAUACAGAUGAUACCAGCACAACAACAGGAGCACCAGCAGACGACGAAGCUACUACCACCUCCAACCAAGCGCCAGGACGAAGCACAUGACAUUGUUUGCAGAGUGAGCUUACCAGAAGAGACGACGCUGAAGUUAAAGGAUGGAGCAGACGCAGGAGCCACAGUUGCACUUGUACAUGGCAACCACAUGAAAGAAUUCGCAGCCACAGCAGAACCAGGAGCGAGGAGAAAAAGGAAGAAGGAAGAACAAGACCAACAAAACAAACAUGAAAGGAAGAAAAGAAUGACAAAAUCAAGAACACAGACCUCGAGAAUUAGCCAGAGGGAGACAAAAGAACAUAACAAGGUGCAAAAAGAGCAAAGCAAGGAGCACGUAUCAACUAAUACAGCAAGUGCCGAAGGACAGCAAGAACAAGGUAGAAAAGUAGCUGCAGAAGCAGAGAAUCAAGAUCAGAAACAGGGACACGGCAAGAGAACGCCACCGAAACAUAAAGGCCAACAGCAGCAUGUCGUCAAGAACACCGAGCAAGAGGAUGGAAGCAAUAGAACAAGCAACCCAACAAUAGAUGAUGCUCCCUCAAGAGCGUCAACAGGAGCAGUACAAGAGACGAAUAGGAUCGGAGGCAGCAAAGACAAACCUCAACAAGACACGCACGCAGACAGAAGCAAAGAAGCAAAGGGCCACGGUGCAUUGGAAGACCAUGCAGCAAACAUUCCAGAGAGAAAGUCAGACAACAAAAAGAAAAAGGCCGCACCAUCAGACAAGAAACAUUGUGUUGUAAAAGAUGUUGCCGCCACAAACACGACGGUAAGCCAGGACGGCACUCAAACAGAACGUGAACCAUUGAUCAUACAAACCCUGGCCAUCGAAGAAGGCACAAAAGAUCAAGGGAUCGAACGCCUGUACAACAACGUCAUGACAGCGAAUAAGGACAAAGGGUGCCACUUCAGGGAGGAACAUAUGUUGAACUCUGAGGUCGAUAUGGAAGACAGUGAAAUGCAACAAAUACAUUGUGACAUAAUUCAAGAAGAGAUUCCUCCAACUCCCGAGCACAUUGGGACGAGCGCUCAAGAGAUACAAGUUAUUGACAUUAAUGACACAAGCAGCGAUGAGGAGAAAGAAGAUUAUCAUGUGAGCAGCAAGGAUACCACCAAAGCGACUGAAGAAGCACUCACGGAAGAACAAGCCCAGACAGAUGCUGGUUUACAGAGGGAACAACACGCGCAGCCAGACACUGAUUUACAAAAAGAAGGCGAACGGAAAGAUCCACCGAUAGAACCAGAUAGACCACCCCCAAAUAAAAAGACAGAAGACAUAACAGGCUCUACUUUAGAAGGUGAUAACAGGACAAAGAGCGUACCAACUAGCCAACAAGAGCUUUUCAAACAGAACAAGAACCCUAUUGGCGAAGAUCGCAAACCAGGAACAUCACCCGAGGUGAAACAUGCACAAGAAGAAAAGAAGCAGAAAGAGAAGGAUUUAACAGAAAAGAUACUUGAACAGAGGAAACAUGAUGCUGCAAUCUCAGUAGAACUGAGCAUCAAAAACAACAGCACACAAAAGGAAUCACCAACACCUAGGCAGCCUAAUGAGCAGGCGCAGUUAGGUCACGACAAGAAAAAGGCAAGGCAUCUUGCAAGACUGGUGCUCGGUCUCAAUUAUGAUAACAGAGAGCUAUCAGAAUUCAACGAGGACGAAGCACUAAAAGGAUUUGAACUCCUCGUGGGAGGUAAAGACAUCCUCCAUUCGAAGAUGAUCAUGAUACCUCAUCACGCAAACAACCACUACACGCUCUAUGUAUUGUACAAGUACAGAGAUAGCAUGGACAUCCUUGACUCACUGAACUACGUAAACUACGCCGAUUUGUCUUGGAGUCAACACCACGUGCAUCGAGAAGAACUGAUGAGAAGGAUGUCCGUGCUGAUGAACAAGCACCACGGGCUAAAACACAAGAACGAACCAGACUGGGAAAGGAUAGCAGAAAGGCCUCACAGGGUCUGCACACCAAAGCAAGAAGGAACACAAUGCGGUCACUUCACGGCCCAAUUUGCGAAAUACUAUAAUGGGAAAGAACUGGUCAAGGACAGAGAGGAUUUUCAUCCCAGCAAGGUCGAUGCCGAAUGGAAACUGGAGUACGUAUACACACUCAUACUCAGUAAAACCAACCAAAUAAAGGACCAUCAACUUCCUGGAAAACUCAAAGAUUACAAACCAGAGACUACAAACCUUUUUUCACCCAUGAAAGAGCGAGACGAAAAAACCCAGCAUCAAUCAGAGAGCAGCAAGAAAUACCCGCAACACCGGCAUUCAUUUCUACACGUGGAUAAGGCAAACGAGCUCUACAACAUAGUCAUGGGUGACACAUGGCAGGAUGAAUUCAAAAGAAAAGUAGUAUUCUCGAGAGAUCAACCACAGAGCAAAAGCACAACUCUUACUGGAUCAAAGCUAAAUGAAAUAUUUGGGCCUGCAAACAAGAAAAAACAUCAAGGAAUGGAAAAGAAGGUGCUCGAUGAGUUAGCAGAAGCAUGGGAAAGCAGCAACCAAACUAUACACAAAAGACAUAGACUAUUAUUAGGCCCAAGCUUUGCAGAGGACAUUCUGGGUUUAAAGGAUAAAAGAAAAUCUAUGAAGAACUUUAGAGAUGAUUUCACACGAAAAAAGGAUGUCCUGGUUCCUUUGUUCCUUCAGAAAUGUCAAUCAGAGAAGCUCAAAACAACAAAAAUGGUAUUCAUGCCAUUUGAAAAGGAAGACCGAUACACACUAUUGGUGCUCGACAGAUAUAGAAGGAAGCUUCAAAUCAUCGAACCUGAAGAAACCUCUCUUGAAGAAUUGAAGAAGCAAGAAUACCUGAAAAAUCAACGUGAUCGACACGUGCAUGAUGGCAAACUAAUUAAGCAGAUUGCGAACAUGGAAAACAACGAAGCCAUCAAAGAAAAGGAGCAUAACAAAUACCACAACCAUAAAGACAAACUGGGCGUUCCAAAGGUGAACAAAGGUGAAACCCCGUUUGCUGUUCUAAGGUUCGCGCAUCUCUUUGAUAGCAACCACUUCGUCGAAGAGAUAGAUAAUUUUGACGAUGGCACGGAACAAUGGAAAGCACAACAACUGUGCAAGCUACUAUUUAGCGAUCAGAAUACAGUCGAACCCGGCAAAAUGGGCGAAUAA